AUGAAAACAAGUAUAAUCAUUGCAAUCGUUUUGAGUGUAUUGGCAGCAAGUAUGGUUCUUGCAAACCCAGCUCCUGCUCCUUCCAAGAAGGUUGAUACCUAUUCUGAUCAUCAAGAGUAUUGCUACAACAAGUGUACUCACUACAAGACUAUCCAAGGUAAAUGUGUUGAUUAUGAAUGGGUUGGUACCAAGAAAGAGUGCUGCGAUUGGAAGACUGUUGGAAAGGGUAAAUGUUUGGAAUAUAAGAAGACUCACAAGUGUGACAAGUACAGCAAAGCUGAAAAGAUUUGUUUGGGUCACGGUUAUAAGCAAUUCUGUUCAAAGGUUACUAAGCACAAGAUUUGUGCCAAAUAUGAAUGGAAGGAAUUGUGCAAACACCACGGAAAGAAUAAUGCUUGUGAUGAAUAUGCUUAUCAUUUCAUUUGUACCAAGUAUGACAAGUCAUCAAGAUGUGCUGCUGAAACCUACGUUCCAAAGAUUAAGUAUUUCCAUAAGAAGAGAUGUGCCAAAUACUCUGUUCAUCAAUAUUGUGCCAAAUAUAAGAAACUCUCAAGAACUGUUGCUAAAUGGGUUCCAGUCAGUAAGAAACAUUACAAGGGUUGGAUCGAUCAUUACUAUAAGCAAGUUUUGGAAAAGAAGCAUCGUACCAUUUGUGUUGAAUAUGCCAAGAAGAAGACCUGUACCAAAUAUGAAAACGUCAAGUUUGCCAAGAAGAUUGGUUAUGAAAAGAAAUGUGUUAAGGUUGUCCAAAGAAAGUAUUGCGUUGCCAAGCAAAAGACCAAGUUCUGUACCAAGUGGACUCCAAGCAAAUUCUGUGAUCUCAAAGAAAAGGUUAGAGUUUGUAAGGCUUACAAAGAAGAUAAGUUCUGUUGUGACUAUGUUGCCAAGCCAUAUUGUACUCAAUACAAGACAUUGAAGCCAAGAUGUAUUAAGAGAUCAUUCAAGAAGCAUUGUGUCAAGAAGUCACCAGGUCAAAAGAUCUGUGUCAAGUACAACUUUGUUGGAGGUAAGAGAGUCUGUAGAAAGCACGCUGAUAAGAGUGUCUGUGCUAAGAAGAAGAGAGUUUGUACUAAGGUUGAUACCUACAAGCCACCAAAGAAGACCGAUACUUAUAAGCCACCAAAGAAGGUUGACACUUACAAGAAGCCAGUCGAUACCUAUAAGAAGCCAGUUGAUACCUACAAGCAAUAA
Messenger RNA from Naegleria gruberi, 1191 nucleotides. RefSeq lists its product as uncharacterized. The record is from RefSeq and is a predicted model, not a curated record. Lineage: Eukaryota; Heterolobosea; Eutetramitea; Acrasida; Naegleriidae. The coding region runs from base 1 to 1191 and encodes 396 amino acids. The transcript has a single exon.